This is a messenger RNA of Daucus carota subsp. sativus, 1943 nucleotides long. RefSeq names its product sodium/hydrogen exchanger 4. The transcript has 14 exons. Gene Ontology annotation, biological process: proton transmembrane transport; regulation of intracellular pH; potassium ion transmembrane transport. NCBI's taxonomy places the organism in Eukaryota, Viridiplantae, Streptophyta, Magnoliopsida, Apiales, Apiaceae. The record is from RefSeq and is a predicted model, not a curated record. Gene Ontology annotation, molecular function: sodium:proton antiporter activity; potassium:proton antiporter activity. The coding region runs from base 49 to 1620 and encodes 523 amino acids. Gene Ontology annotation, cellular component: plasma membrane.
UGAAGUGAAUAAAAUGGUUCAUGAAAACAGAAAGAGUUUGAAUGUUGAAUGCAAAUGAUGAAUAUAAUACAAGGCCUAGCAAAAUACUUAGACGCGGGGGAGAAGCACGAGCAAGUGGUCCCCAUCACGCUCUUCAUAGCAGUGCUCUGCCUUUGUUUAGUGAUCGGCCACUUACUCGAAGAAAAUCGGUGGCUUAAUGAAUCCAUCACCGCCCUUGUUCUCGGGAUUAUUGCAGGAGCUACUAUCUUAUAUUUCAGCAAAGGCCAAAGUUCUCGUUUACUGACGUUCGAUGAGAAUCUCUUCUUUAUUUAUCUUUUACCUCCCAUUAUAUUCAAUGCCGGAUUUCAAGUGAAGAAGAAGCAGUUCUUUCACAACUUCUUAACUAUUAUGCUCUUUGGUGUUACUGGUGUUUUCAUUUCUUCCUCCAUUGUUGCAGCUGGUAGCUGGUGGAUGUUUCCCAAGUGUGGAUUUCAUGGUUUGACCAUCCGAGACUAUCUCAGUAUUGGAACCAUCUUUUCCUCAACUGAUACAGUGUGUACACUGCAGGUUUUACACCAAGAUGAGACCCCUUUGCUAUACAGCCUAGUCUUUGGGGAAGGAGUUGUCAAUGAUGCAACAUCUGUAGUGCUCUUCAAUUCUAUUCAGAAGAUCAAUGUGGAUCAUUUUAAUGCCCACGCAGCUUUUACUCUCAUUGGAGAUUUCUUCUACUUGUUUUUUACAAGCACUUGUCUCGGAGUUGCUACGGGGCUACUCGCAGCAUUAAUUCUUAAAGGCUUGUACUUUGGCAAGCACUCAAGUGUUCGUGAAGUUGCUCUCAUGAUGCUAAUGGCUUAUCUUUCUUACAUGUUAGCUGAGCUAUUAGAUCUUAGUGGAAUUCUCACCGUCUUCUUUUCGGGGGUUAUUAUGUCUCACUAUGCAUGGCACAAUGUCACUGAAAGUUCAAGAAUUACUACCAGGCAUGUGUUCGCGACAAUAUCUUUUAUUGCUGAAACAUUUAUAUUUCUUUAUGUGGGAAUGGAUGCCCUGGAUAUGGAGAAGUGGAAAAUGAGUGUAUUGAGUUUCUGGACUUCGAUAGGCACGUACAGUAUUUUAAUCUUCCUGAUAUUAGUUGGCCGUGCAGUCUUUGUGUUUCCCCUAUCCAUGUUGUCCAACUUCAUGAAUCGUAGAGCACAGAGCACAGCAUCCAUCACAGUCAGACACCAGACAGUAAUUUGGUGGGCUGGGCUUAUGAGAGGUGCUGUAUCAAUUGCAUUGGCAUUUAAACAGUUCACUCAUGCUGGUGUGACACUGGAUCCCAUCAAUGCUACAAUGGUAACCACCACCAUUAUUGUCGUCCUCUUCAGCACAAUUGUAUUCGGUCUUUUAACGAAGCCUCUUAUUACUUGUCUGCUACCUCAUAGUGAUUCGAACAGCAGUGAACCAAGAUCUCCAAGAGAAAACAUGAGACUUCCUCUACUUUCAUUUGGUGAAUCAGCGACAACAAACAUUGAUCGAGCAAAAGAUAACAUAAAUAUGCUGAUUGAAAGGCCGGUGUAUACCGUCCACACUUACUGGAGGAGGUUUGAUGAUGCUUUCAUGAGACCUACUUUUGGCGGGCCACGUAGCACCGAUCCUUGUUAGGAGGGGAUUGGAAGCAAGAUAUUUUAAGAUCUGCUGUUGUGCAAAUGGUUUGGUGCAGGGUGAAGCAGUGAAUGAGAAGGCAAAGUUUUUUCUUUCCUUUUGUUUGCAAGGCAAUCUGCACCUAAUUUACUGUGCUUUUCUUCUUGAAUUAAAGGGCCAUUAUGGAUCAAAGAGCAUGCAAUUGACUCUCUGUGGAGCAAGAUUUUCAGAUUGAUAAUGCCAGUCUGUCAGUACAACCAUUGUUAAUAAAUGUAAUAGGAACGUUAUGGAAAGGUGGUUUUUUCUAGUUUAUGGGCAGGAUUGGGUCUACAAACAAUCGUUUG